UUCAUGCUGGGUUGUAUGAGAUUGUGAGAUGCGUAGCUGAUGAGGGGCGCAUUCAGGUACAUUUGUGAUGUCCGUGUGUAACCGGCCAUCAAGACUUCCGGAUUCCUUACACAUUCUCGCCGGCUAGAAGUGACGGACUGUUUGCAUUACAUUAUCUGUUCGUGAUUUGACGUCAACUAAGUACUGAUCGGAUCUGUGAAACGAUAUUCUAAAGCAUGGACUCUUCUAGAAGAGACAGGAAAAUCAGCAAAAAUGAGGAAAUUGUAAAACCAGGUGUAGGACGUGGACAUCGUGUUUGGUCACAGUUAGACGCACAGUUAGAUCCCCCCCACAGUGGGGGACUCAGACGACCGCACGAUGUAUCAACUUCUAGUCAGUCCAGUAUCAAAUCCGACUCUUCGUCAUCUACAGUGAUGGUGCAACAUAAUCAAGAAGAGAAGAAAUUUGCACUAUCGCCACAGGCAGCAGAGUUUGUUCCAAAAUUCAGGCUGCCUCAGGUUUUUAAAUCACAGACUCCUUUAGUGCAAUCUCCUCCAGCAGAGCCUAACAUAUAUCUGCCUCCUCAACCUGCCCAGCAAUAUGCAAAGACUUCCGUACAAGACAGGAUCAGCAUAGCUCGUGGAAUGCCGCUAAAUGUAUCUAUACCUCCGUUUGCAGACGAGAGUACUCUAGAAGAUGCUUUGGAGCAGCAAUGCAAUAUACAAGAUACGGAUGUAGGAAAUUAUAAUAAUUAUGAAUACGAUCAAGAUGAUGUGAGUAAUAACAAGAAAGAAGAAAAGCAACAAAAUGAAAAGGAAGAAGCUUACAACUUAGAAACUUAUGAACAUCUCAAUAAAAUUAUCAACAUUUUAAUUAUGAAUCCUGCUGAGUUCACCAAUCUAGUUCCACCAUUUAUGGAUAAGCUUAGGUUGAGUGGAAAUAUGCGUUGCUUGCAGUUGGUUAUGACAACCAUAAUCGAAUGGUCUAUAGCGGAAAGUAAUUUUCGAUAUAAUGGAGCCCGAUUGUGUAAAUAUUUCGAUACCAGUUUAGAAAAUUCCAAAGAGUAUAUGUUUUCCAAAGACCUGUUCAGGGAAUUGUUGUCCUUCCAGUGUAAAUGGGAGAUCGGAUUACUAGAACCUGAAUGGCUUAAGCAAUCUGAGGAGCAACGGGACCAACGGAAAUGCAAUGGACUGAUCUUAUUUUUAGCAGAGUUAGUCGCUCAGAUGGAUGAAUCUUAUGCUUUCAAUUUAGGAGAACUUUUGGUUUUGUUCAUUACUAGGGUACUGCAAAGACCAGCGUCGAGCUCUGUUAAAUAUAUAUGCCAAGCGCUCAAAUUGGCGGGUCACGUCUUGGAGAAAGAUAAAAGCAGGAGCAAGGACAUGGAAAAUAUGAUGCGGGCACUAACGGAACUCGUGAAUAACGGACAAGUUGAUACGCAUGUAGGAAACAUGGUAAACAGUGUUCACGAAUUACGAAAGGAUUGGGGUACAAGCGCGUUCAAUUGUAAUUCGUCUGGGUCGAGUCAUGCGUUAUUUAAUGAUGUGCAGCGACAAUCUGACCAAUUGGGUGCGUCUAAUUACUAUUCAUCUGAAUCGCAUACUGUAUCGUUAAAAAUACAGCAUCAAGUACCGGAGACAACACGAUUUAAUCAACCUGUGAUGUAUGGUCCUGAUGGUUCGAUUCUGUCCGCGGAGGAAAGCGAAUUUCUUGAAAAAGCUGAUUUAGAGAUUCAAGGGACAUCUGAAGAAGAACCCGAUGAUAAUUAUGACGAUGAAAUUGCGACUGCCUACGAAGAGUUUUUAAGAGAAGCAAAGUGCAAAUAAAAUUCAAGACAAAAUCUCGCACAAAUGUUAAAAAAAAGAAUAAUUUGUGCAAAAUUAUACUCUGAGUCAAGCAUUUUUACUAUAGAUACAAAUAUCUUAUUUGAAGGUUUAUACUUUUCAAAGAGAUAGAGAUUUAAUUACAUGACAUUAAUAUGAUAUCUGUAUCACGAAAGGUAGGACAAGAUAUGAGUCGAUGGAAAAGAAAUGCACCAAACACAUAAAUAAUUUUAAAUUCAUAAA
Cyphomyrmex costatus is the source of this 2042-nucleotide messenger RNA. RefSeq names its product polyadenylate-binding protein-interacting protein 1. The record is from RefSeq and is a predicted model, not a curated record. NCBI's taxonomy places the organism in Eukaryota, Metazoa, Arthropoda, Insecta, Hymenoptera, Formicidae. Gene Ontology annotation, biological process: regulation of translational initiation. Gene Ontology annotation, molecular function: translation activator activity. The coding region runs from base 216 to 1802 and encodes 528 amino acids. The transcript has 10 exons.